AUGACGACUUUUCUCCUUCGCGACAUUCGCAUUUUCACUGGCGAAGAGACUAUCGACGAAGGAUAUGUUCACGUACUCGAUGGCAAGAUCAAGAGUGUUGGACCCAUGAGCGAUGCGCCGCUCGAACAAGUAAAGACAUAUUCGAAACCAGGCCACACGCUUCUCCCAGGCUUGAUCGACUGCCACAUCCACGCAGACAGGGCCGAUCCCGAAGCUCUACCUCAAGCGUUGCGCUUUGGCGUGACUACCGUGUGCGAGAUGCACAACGAGCUUGAGAACGUGCAAAAGCUGAAGAAGCAGACUUUGGAGCCAGAUACUGCUUCGUACAAGACAGCAGGCCAGGCUGCCACCAUCGAGAACGGGUGGCCGAUACCCGUGAUUACGGCUCACGACAAGAGUCCGGAAACAGCGGCGGCAAUUGCAAAGUGGCCCAAGUUGACGGAUCAAAGCAGCGUGGUAGAAUACUUGGAGUGGACGAAGAAAGAGAUGCAACCAGACUACAUCAAACUCAUGCACGAGAGCGGGACCAGUAUGGGUCGCGAGUUCACCUACCCUUCAGUCAAACUGCAAAGAACCAUCAUCACGGAAGCCAAGAAGCGGGGUUACCUGACCGUCGCACACGCUCUCUCCCUGCGAGAUACUCUCGAUGUUCUGAACGCGGGUGUUGAUGGCCUCACACAUACGUUUUGCGACCAGCCGCCGACCCAGGAGCUGAUAGAUGCAUACAAAAAGAACAACGCCUGGGUCAAUCCAACACUGGCUGCAAUCGGCAGUUUGACAACCGAGGGGAAAGAACUGCAGCACCAGUUCGCACACGAUCCCCGGAUCAAAGGGCUGAUCAACGACGAUCGCGUGGGCAACAUGUGUAAGUGCAUGGGGUUUUCUGCUGAGAACGGUAAAGUGGAAUACGCAUACGAGGGCGUGAAGAAGCUGAGAGAAGCGGGUAUCGAUAUCCUCUGCGGAAGUGAUUCAGCAGGUCCAGCAGUGGGAACAGCAUUCGGUCUGUCAAUGCACCAAGAAUUGAAUGUCUUCGUGCACAAGAUCGGCAUGACACCUGCGGAGGCUUUGCGCUCGGCCACGAGCCUGGUAGCCAAACGUUUCCAAUUCACCGAUCGCGGACGCCUGGCAGAAGGACUCAACGCCGACAUGUUGCUGGUUGAAGGCAAUCCACUUGAAGAUAUUGAUGCGACGUUGAACAUCCGUGGUGUUUGGCGGGAUGGCAGUCUCUGUAGUACGUAUAUGGAGAAGUUGGAAGCCGGUGUGAAGCCCUUGUUGGGCUGA
Molecule: messenger RNA, 1281 nt
Organism: Alternaria incomplexa
Lineage: Eukaryota; Fungi; Ascomycota; Dothideomycetes; Pleosporales; Pleosporaceae
Exons: 2
Coding region: 1-1281 (426 amino acids)
Molecular function (GO): hydrolase activity, acting on carbon-nitrogen (but not peptide) bonds
Source: RefSeq, a predicted model, not a curated record